CUGCUGGUUGAACUGAAGAACUCAUCUAAGGCAUGGCAUAAAAAUGAACUACCAGUAGGCAUGUCUGAGCCAUGGUCACCCCCACAGCACUUACACCUAUGAAGGUUCCCAAUCAUAGCCAUUUCUCUCUAUUUUCAUUUUCAGCAUUUCAGUCUUCCACCAAUUGUAUUUACUUGAUUGUGCCAAUGUUCAGAUUGACGCUGCCACAAAUCAGGGAGAGAGACUGGGCAGGCGCUAAGGGUAUUCUCCAGCUGAUCAGAGAAAGCAGGAAGAAUUMGGAGAGCAUCUCUGUAGCGACCGUCCUCAGCUGGAAGAAAAUGCAUUGAUUUAUUUUAGAAAGCUAAACAGAACAUUGUGAUCCUGUAUUUAUAAACAAAGCUUGUUUGGUCGUCUGUGUCAAGAGCGAGAGUGGAUUCAACGAAAACAGCAGUUGCGUGAGAUAGAGCCCUGUCCCCUGCCACUAUCUCCUUCUCUGUUUACCAGAAAGUUCUACUCCGCUCCUGGCCACGGAACGGCCCUUUUCCAACUGCACUGCCAGAAGGAGACGCUGAGAAAAGCAACAGUUUCAGAGUCUGAGCUGGAUUCAAUGAGGGAGCCAGAGCGGGAGGAGCAACCUGAAGACGCCAUCAUGCCUCCCAAAUUCAAACGACACCUCAAUGAUGAAGAGGUCACGGGAUCCAUAUGCAGCGAGAGGAGGAACCUGUUGGAGGAAGACUCUGAUGAAGAGGAGGACUUCUUCCUGAGGGGACCAACUGGACCCAGAUUUGGGGCCGGAAAUGACAAAAUCAGACAAGUUCAGUCGCAGGUUGAUGAGGUCAUCGAUGUGAUGCAGGAGAACAUCUCCAAGGUGAUCGACAGGGGAGAGCGACUGGAGGACCUGCAGGACAAGUCAGAGAGCCUAUCAGACAACGCGUCAGCCUUCAGCAGCCGAGCCAAGCAGCUGCACAGGAGGAUGUGGUGGAGAGACAUGAAGAUGAAGGCCAUCAUAGCUCUGGUGGUGGUCGUUCUGCUACUUAUCAUCAUCAUUCCAGUGAUCUUGCGGUAUCGCUAGUGUUUCGCCAGGAUGAGGAAGAAUCUCUCAAUCCUUCUCCUUCUCUUCCUCCCAUUCUCCUGCACAAAGUCCUCCACACCAGCUAGAGGGCACCAUCUGCCCAUAACCACAGAUCUAGGAUCAGCUCACCCUCUCCCAAUGCUAACCUUUACCGUUAGGAUGGAAAACACAAAACUGACCUAAGAUCAGUGUCUACUAGGGACCACUUCAUCCUACUCUGUGAGCCAGGGGCAAGGGUGACACAGGAAGCAUUACGUUGGUGUUACGUAAGGGUUGGGUUUGCAUCCCAAAUGAUAUCUUAUUUAGGGAAUAGGGUGUCAUUUGAGAUGCUGCCUGUGUCUCAGACACCUAAUCAAACUAAAGGAGAACUCCAUUCAGUACAUAAUACAUAUCAGCUAGUCAUUAAGGUUAAGUUUCAUAUCAUGUAGUCAGACUGAUUCUAAUGAUAGUGAGACUUUCAGUCAAUCUGUCUGCUCCAGUCAGUCCAUCAGCAGCUUAGAAACCGGUUAUACAGGACUUGCAGCACACCAAAAUAUUUGGAGAUUAAGAAUGGAACCCCUACUAGCACCACCUCCCAUCUCACAUGUUUAGAAUGCUUUCAAGCCAAAACUGAAAAUGAGGCAAUGGCUAAAUCUUAAUACACUACAGUGGCCUCCUCUACUUUCCUUCUUUCCUUUUCUUCACCCAGUUUGAUCUGACACUAGCGGGACUGGUUCAAGCCAGUGAGAGGAAGCCACUGUGGAGUAUUGGGACACCGUGUGUCCUACUGCCAUGUGUUACUGCUUGGCCACUGCUGAUCUCAUUUCCUGUUAGUAACACUAUGCUAGCUGUCUCUCUCCAGAUGGUUGAAUUUUACUGUUUCUGUGAUAUUGAGUUCUGUUGGAAGGUUAACGUGAAGCUUAUGAAUGUCUGCUGCUAUUCCCAUUACCCCUGAGGAGCUAAGGGACAGACACUGUUCAUUCCACUGCAAAUGCUGGAGGCGUCUGGUACCACUUGUUUAUUCUGUGUGUGUGUGUGUGUGUGUGCGUAAGUGCGCAUGUGUGAUUUUCCUAGUCUGCCCUGUACUGAGAUUACGUGCCCUCGGUAUCCAAACAUGCACGGCUUGUGAUGCAGGUCACCAGUACUGCCACACCACAGCAGCAUAACAUUUGAGUAACACUUAAUUUAAAUCAGAAAUAUUCAAUCUGGUUUGCUUAUUUCCUUAUAAAAUCAUAGUAGGCCUAUAAUUUAGCCACAGAGGAUCACUAUAUAUAUAUUUUAAUGGCCUAGCUGUGGAUUGUAGCCCAYUAACAAGGUAUAGGCUACAGCCAGGAAUGUGCUGCAAAUCUGCCAGUAAACAGCAUGCAGACAACAGGCCUUUCGCAAUAUUUAAAAUAGUCGCAGGAAAACACAGAUUGGAUAGCAAAUGGCUCCUGCUGAAAAGAGAAGACUAAUCUGUCUGCUGUAGGAAACCAAAAUAGUUGAGCAACUUCCAAAAAGGCGAUCAAGUGACCAUUGUUUACAGGUUAGAGAUAGGCUUUUGGCAUGACAGCAUCAGCCAUUGCGACUAGUGAGCUGUGCAUUAUUUCUCAUUGGGUAAGUCAGUGWAACUGGAAAGCUUUUUUAAGACUCAUUUCUUCAUAUUGUACAAUAUGUGUGUCUCCACACACCUAGGCCUAUGCUAUUGAUGGAUUCAAGACGUUUUUAAUGAUUUCAGUGUCAAAGUAGACUGUCAUUUCGAUCAUUUUUGCGGUACUUAAAAAGAUUCUGCCAAAGUCUGCAGUCAUGUAAAAUMAUGUAGAAUUGCAUGAAAUGCGUUUACACAAGGCCCAAUUUCUCCCGCCUCUACUGCUCUAUUCCACUACGCAAAUGCGAUGAUAUGCAUGCAAUGCUUUAUUACACUGAACAAAAAUAUAAAUUCAACAUGCAGAAAUUUCAGUUCAUAGUU
Molecule: messenger RNA, 2978 nt
Organism: Salvelinus sp. IW2-2015
Lineage: Eukaryota; Metazoa; Chordata; Actinopteri; Salmoniformes; Salmonidae
Gene: vamp4
Product: vesicle-associated membrane protein 4
Biological process (GO): SNARE complex assembly; vesicle-mediated transport; Golgi ribbon formation
Cellular component (GO): SNARE complex; membrane; trans-Golgi network
Source: RefSeq, a predicted model, not a curated record